This is a messenger RNA of Episyrphus balteatus (marmalade hoverfly), 1016 nucleotides long. Its product is annotated as parkin coregulated gene protein homolog. NCBI's taxonomy places the organism in Eukaryota, Metazoa, Arthropoda, Insecta, Diptera, Syrphidae. The transcript has 6 exons. The record is from RefSeq and is a predicted model, not a curated record. The coding region runs from base 155 to 931 and encodes 258 amino acids. Gene Ontology annotation, molecular function: Hsp70 protein binding; Hsp90 protein binding.
GUCGCAAAUUAAUUGAAAGAAUACAACAAAAAAAAAAAAUAAAACUUAAAACAAAUUUACGUAUUCUCUGAAUUAAAAUUCCAAAAAACUUUUGUUGGGAAAAAGUUCGUGUGCGAUAAAUUGUAUCGUUUCUGCGCCCGGGUGACCCAAUAUUAUGAUGGGAAAACAUAUUCCAGGAAAGGAUCUACGCCAUUGCUUUGGCAAGGAAAAUGUGGAACCGCGUGUUGUACCGCCAUUUUCAUAUCAAGCUUUGCAGUUGAAUACCAAAGUGAAGGAACCACCGAGGAUCUAUAUAUUUUCGCCCAGGCCAGCCAAGCGGACAUUCUUUCGGACAUACUUCGAAAGGGGCGAUAUUCCUGUGUGCAGUAUUGGAAUGCCCAUAAAGCUCAAUAACCCCAAAAAACAAUUUCCUAUUAAGUGGGACUGUGAUCCAGACAAAUUGGACUACUGUUACUAUUUGCCAAUAUUUGUUGAUGGAUUAUCGGAAUACGAUUCACAAUUGCGACAUAUUGCACAAUAUGCUGCAAUGGAUUUGAUAUUGCGUGGACGUACAAAGAUCCUGGCUGUAUUACCAAAGCUCAUUCUACCCCUGAAGCGAGCAUUCAACACAAGAGUUAAAAGAAUCAUCAUUGGUGCACUCAAGGUCCUUCAAAUGAUGGUAAUUGUAGCCGCCAUCAAAUGGCAAACAUGUCAAAUAGGUCCUUGUGUUGGACAAGCACUUGUGCCCUACUUUCGUCAGUUGCUGCCAGUGUGUAACUUGUACAAGCAAAUCAACGUUAACCUCGGUGAUGGUAUUGAUCCUGACCGUGAUGUGCGAAUUGGUGACGUCAUCGAGGACACUUUACAAGCACUCGAGAGAUGUGGCGGCCCUGAUGCUUAUAUAAACAUCAAAUACAUGAUACCUACCUACGAGAGUUGCAUGAUGAACUAAAUUGGAAUAGAAUAGAACCAUCUGAUGUUAGUUACCAGGUUUUGCAAGCAAUUAAAUAAAAUCUAGUUUUUUAUUUCAUCUUAAA